AUGCGCUGCUGCUUUGUAUGGAGGCACACCAAUUCGUUGGAUAUUUUGUCUAUUGCGACCAUACCUGUGGCGCAGACGACACAUGCAGAUGGGCUUGUUGCAAUGCCCCACAUACAAGUCAUACAGCAAGAAAUGCGAUCCAACUCGCCAUUGCAAUCUUUCCUUGAUGCCGAUGCUACACAGCUGUUGGGAGGCAGCGAUAUCAUUGAGGAAGGGAAUGACUAUCUACAUGACGGCUUUUUCGAGUCACACUUUGAUUCAACGCCAUCUCAACCAUCUGCUGCUCGUCGCGCCUGGAACGUUGCCCUGAAACGAUACCAGUCUUCUAGAAUGCACAGCAGUCCCUCUACCCACUUCCGCCGCUCUUUGGGGAGUGCACAUGCACUCCUCACUCGUAUUCCAUUGUCAUUCCGGUACCCUCACCCCGACACCAAUGACACAACCAAAUCUCAGCAAAUUCAGCCCCGUGUACCAUCGAAGUUGCUGCAGUAUGGGACAAACAGGUUUUCGCUGUUUGUUGCUCGAUGGCCAGAACGUGACAAGGUGAAAGGACAGCCGCCACAAAAAGAAUCAUCGCAGACGCAGACAGCGUCCCAGUCAUCACAAAACCACCCUGCUGUUACCUUGACAUCCGCAACAGCUCCCGCUCCUGGCACCAGUACUACUAUGUCAAGUGCGGGGACCACACAGUCACAGCCAAUCCUGUUUCGGGCUCAUAUUGUACUUUUCCUCUGCUGUGUCGUUCCUGUGCCUAUCAAUUAA
Suillus discolor is the source of this 762-nucleotide messenger RNA. RefSeq lists its product as uncharacterized. The transcript is spliced from 4 exons. Bases 1 to 762 code for a protein of 253 amino acids. NCBI's taxonomy places the organism in Eukaryota, Fungi, Basidiomycota, Agaricomycetes, Boletales, Suillaceae. The record is from RefSeq and is a predicted model, not a curated record.